This is a messenger RNA of Mauremys mutica (yellowpond turtle), 1583 nucleotides long. RefSeq lists its product as uncharacterized. Bases 71 to 1342 code for a protein of 423 amino acids. The record is from RefSeq and is a predicted model, not a curated record. The transcript has 2 exons. NCBI's taxonomy places the organism in Eukaryota, Metazoa, Chordata, Testudines, Geoemydidae.
CCCCGGGCGUCCAAAGGAGAGGCGCAUCUGAGCUCAGAGGUUUGGAGACGUGCGCUCCGGGCAGUGCAGCAUGGCCCGUCUGUCAAUGCGUCCCACAAGCCUUCGUGAUCCUGGCCUGGGCUCCUAUUCUGCUGGAUGCGGAGAGUCAGCCUCGCCUGGUUUUGCUUUGUUGCUUGUUUUGGCGCUCCUUGUGAGGGGAGGCGCCCCGUAUGAUCUUAUACCCCCAGUGAAUGCCUGGCUGACUUUGGCGCAGAGUGCCAUAAAUACAACGGCCUUCUGCCUGCCCCAUGUUCCUGCAGUGGGAGCCCUUAUGGAAACCUGCUUUGUGGGUGUGUGUACUGAAUUGGAGGUGCUGCAGCAGCACACUUGGUUGUUUCGUAUCCCCAGGGAUAUACCUUAUGCAGAGUUGUAUGCUUUGGGCCCUGGAGCCACUUUAGAUAAGUUAGAUGCCAGCAUGUAUUCGUUUCGUUUGGCUAAUGUGACAGCUGCUAUUACGUGUAUGAAUUUUGUUAAUGCUAAGCAUGUAGCUGUUAAUCAUGAUAAUAUGGAGCUUGUUUGUCGCCAUAAGAGGGAUGUAUCCUUUGCCUAUGGACAUAUGAAGCUCCCCCUGGGAUGGUUUUUGUUAUGCGGCCGCACAGCCUUUACUUAUGUUCCAGCUAAUAGUUCAGGUGGCCCCUGUGCUAUUGGCCGUGUGGCCCCUUUGUUGUUUCCCCAUCCCAUAGUGAAAGGGCCUCGCCAACGGCGGGAGAGUAUCCCCUUGAGCCCUACCUGUAAGGCAGAUGUUACAUUGUUUUCAGAACGAGAGGCAGCAGCCCUUACUUUCACCCUGGUGGGCCUCCCUGGUUUGGUGGUGCAUAAUUACCAUGCCGUUGCACACCUUGCCUGUACUGUGGCGAAGGCCUUGAAUUUGACCUCCACUGUUCUUGCCUUGUUAACCCAGGAGAUGGGAGAAGUUCGCCGAGGAGUGUUGCAAAACCGCUUAGCCAUUGAUUAUUUAUUGCUGCGACACGGUCAUCCCUGUUCUGAUUUUGUGGGUAUGUGCUGCUUCAAUAUUACAGAUGCAAGCGCGGCCAUCGAAGCAGAUCUGGAUCGUUUGCGCCAUCUAGCGGAGGGCAUCCGCCAGCACCAGGGAGAUUUCUGGUUGUGGUCAUGGCUGUCGUCGCUACGUGGCUGGGCUGCACAUUUGUUACAGGGGUUAAUGUUAGGCAUGCUUUGUAUUUUUGUUGCCUGCCUUUUAUAUUUUUGUUAUGGGUGUGCCCGCCGCUGUUGCUGUGUGGCACGCACCUUGGCAGGACCCUCCUGGCCCCUUGGGCCACUUGCAUUACCUGGAGGGAGAAUGUGAUAGGUGAGAGCAGGGCACUGCGGAAGACUUUGUUACGGUUUAGUUAGACAGCUGGUGUUUUUAAUUUGCCCUUUGCUUUGGCUUGUGUAGCUUGUAGUUUGAUAUUAUGAGCUGGAUUUGUUUUGCUAAUUUUUUUUUGUUUUGAUUUUGAGUUAAGGGGGGAGGUGUUGGAAUAUGUUUUGCUAGCUUGGCAGUUGGUAGUGUGGGAAGCUAAGAUGUUUAGGUUUUUAGGAGGUAGUGU